This is a messenger RNA of Siniperca chuatsi (mandarin fish), 1313 nucleotides long. It is a transcript of the gene c1d, whose product is annotated as C1D nuclear receptor corepressor. Gene Ontology annotation, molecular function: DNA binding; RNA binding. The transcript is spliced from 5 exons. Bases 146 to 613 code for a protein of 155 amino acids. Gene Ontology annotation, biological process: regulation of gene expression; maturation of 5.8S rRNA. The record is from RefSeq and is a predicted model, not a curated record. Gene Ontology annotation, cellular component: nucleolus; exosome (RNase complex). Lineage: Eukaryota; Metazoa; Chordata; Actinopteri; Centrarchiformes; Sinipercidae.
AAGAAAAGUUGUGUUGUUUUUUUAACGUCACUUCCUGUCAGCUAAAGCGUGUUGCGUGCUAAAAAGGUAAAACAGAAAUAGCUAACGUUACAUUUCGUCAGAUUCCGUUUACAGUUAACCUGUAUUGCAGUUAAACCAGUAGAAAAUGGCAGCGGACAGUAGAACUGAGGACUACCCUCACGAGAUAGACGAACAGCUCACGGGCUUCGACUCCUCAGUUUCUUCUGUCAAAACCAUGUUGGAGAAGUUGAUGUCGAUGCCCAGGAAUGAGCUGCUGCAAAAGCUGGACCCUUUGGAUCAAGCCAAGCUGGAUUUGAUGUCUGCAUACACACUUAAUUCAUUAUUCUGGAUGUACUUGGUUACACAAGGAGUAAAUCCCAGAGAACAUGGAAUCAAACAGGAAUUGGAGCGAAUAAGGACAUACAUGAACAAAGUGAAAGAGAUCACAGACAAGAAGAAAGCUGGCCGUCUGGAUAAGGGGGCCGCUGCACGCUUCGUCAGGAAUGCUCUCUAUGAUCCAGACGAAAGAGAUUCUAGUAAAAAAGCUGCAUCCAAGAAAGCAGCAGACACAAAACCUGACACCCCACGUCCAAAGCGUCCAAAGCAGAGCUGAAGUAAAGGAGGAGCUGUACAGUUUGGUCCCACUGCAUUUUGUACCACUUUUGGGGACAAACACUUUUUGCUCACAAGGCAACAAAGCAACUUCUAAGGUUGUGUUAACAGGGAAUCACACAAGACAACAAGAGACGUACAACAAUACAUACAUACACCAAUGUUUACUGUUGCUCCCCAGUCAAAUAGCCUGUCAGAUUCUUGAUGACUGUUUCCCUGCAGCAGUCAGCAAGUGUUGCUGGAUGUACUGGAAACACAAGACUAAUUGCCAUCUAUGACACACCAUCCCAAUUUUUGCUGAACAUAUUUCUGGACACUAAUGCUGGCAACUGCUUCAGAAUUUAAUAGAUCCAAUAUUGUAAUAUUUUUUAAUGUUACUUCAUUAUUUAGUUGUUGCAGUGUCCUGUAACCAUGAAAAAUGACUUUUAUUUUUAUUUAGAGAAGUGAGUAUAAUAUGAAUUGGGUCCAUCCAGGUAUUGAAAUAUGUCAUUUAAGAUUGUAUGGAUCCUUCUUUUACAUGAAUGAGAAAUGUUAAUUUCUCUCUAUUUUGAAAGUGAUUCUAUGAAUCAUAAGUCAUUUUUUUCAGUUUGGAUGUUUUUACAUACACGCCAUGUGUCAAACAUUGUAAUGUAUUGUAAAAUGUUUUUGGUGAUGUUUUGCUUUACGGUUGACUUCUGCAUAAAAAUAUUCACCAAACAUGA